AGUGUCAAGUUCAUCUUAAUACAACUCCCUGUUGUCAUCUUAAUACAGCUCCCUGUUGUCUAUGGCAUGGCAGAAGCAGCCACGGCUUUUGUGUUAAACUGAGAGUAUGAGCAAAGUCAGUAAAGUCAGCGCUCUGUUUCCUCCUUAGGACAAGGUUCUGAGAUUGAAACUUCUUCCUUGUGUUUUAUAAAACAAACUCUACCUUUGACCUCUCACCUUUGGCUUCUCACCUGCUCUAGGUUUGCGAGACAGGGCGCGGUGGAGAUCUGAGACUUCCAGCCUUCACCCAGAAAUCCGAGUGUUCUUCACGGUGAAGGCCAUUUGUCCCUCCUUAAACGCCAUUCCAGUGUUCACAACUCAAGGGAAUCCACAGAGCGCACCAUGGCCAAGAAAGUGGCAGUGAUUGGAGCUGGUGUAAGUGGCCUGUCCUCUAUCAAGUGCUGCUUGGAGGAGAACCUGGAGCCCACCUGCUUUGAGAGAAGUACUGACUUCGGCGGACUGUGGAAGUUUGCUGACACUUCCAAGGAUGGGAUGACCAGGGUUUACAGGUCACUAGUGACAAAUGUGUGCAAGGAAAUGUCAUGUUACAGUGACUUCCCAUUCCGAGAAGAUUACCCCAAUUACAUGAGCCAUGAGAAAUUUUGGGACUACCUCAGAGAAUUUGCUGAGCACUUUGACCUCCUGAAAUACAUUCAGUUUAAGACUACUGUGCGCAGUGUAACAAAGCGCCCAGACUUCUCUGAAACCGGCCAGUGGGAUGUCGUCACAGAGACAGAGGGCCAACAGGACAGAGCUGUAUUUGACGCUGUUAUGGUUUGCACUGGGCAAUUCCUGAGCCCACAUUUACCUCUGGAGUCCUUCCCCGGAAUCCAUAAGUUUAAAGGACAGAUCCUACACAGCCAAGAGUACAGGAUUCCAGAUGCCUUUCGGGGCAAACGCAUCCUGGUGAUUGGUCUUGGAAACACAGGAGGGGACCUCGCAGUGGAGCUCAGUGGAAUAGCAGCUCAGGUGUUUCUCAGCACUAGAACUGGUGCCUGGAUUCUAAGCCGUGCCUCAGGUGGUGGCUACCCUUUCAAUAUGAUGAAUACAAGAUGGCGCAAUUUUCUUGUACAAGUUCUGCCUUCACGUUUUAUAAACUGGAUUCAAGAGAGGCAAAUGAAUAAAAUACUUAACCAUGAGAAUUAUGGAUUAAGCAUUGAAAAAGGGAAAAAACCAAAAUUUAUUGUGAAUGAUGAACUACCAACCUGCAUCCUCUGUGGGAAAGUCACCAUGAAAACCAGCGUGAAGGAUUUUACAGAAUCUUCUGUCAUCUUUGAAGAUGGGACAACAGAAGCCAACAUUGAUGCAGUGAUCUUCACUACAGGAUAUGAAUUUUCUUUUCCCUUUUUUGAAGAGCCUCUCAGAAGCCUUUGUACAAAGAAAAUCAUCCUAUACAAGAGAGUCUUUCCCCCAAAUUUGGAGAGAACAACAUUAGCCAUUAUUGGCCUGAUCAGCCUUAAUGGGUCUAUCUUAGUGGGCACAGAGUUCCAAGCACGGUGGGCCACAAGAGUAUUCAAAGGACUUUGUAGCAUACCUCCACCUCAGAAACUGAUGGCUGAAGCCACUAAAAAGGAGCAGCUCAUUAAAAGGGGUGUGCUUAAAGAUACCAGUCAAGACAAACUGAACUUCAUUUCCUACAUGGAUGAGCUCACUCAGUGCAUAGGUGCAAAACCCAACAUUCCACUUCUGUUCAUUAAGGAUCCAAGAUUAGCCUGGGAAGUUUUCUUUGGACCAUGUACCCCUUACCAAUACCGCCUAGUGGGCCCUGGAAGAUGGGAUGGAGCCAGAAAUGCCAUCCUGACCCAGUGGGACAGGACCGUGAAACCAUUAAAAACUCGAAUUGUUCCUAAGUCCCCUGAGCCUGUCUCCCUCUCACAUUACUUAAAAGCUUGGGGAGUACCUGCCCUGCUUGUCUCUCUCUUACUUAUCUACAAAUCUUCACUUUUUCUUGAAUUGGUGCAAAGUAAGCUACAAGGAAGGUUUCCCCCUUACCGAAUGCUAUGGCACAUCCCCCAGAAUUCAUGAAUUGGUCCCCAGUUUGGCAAUGGAGGAAGUUAUCUGGGACACCCUCUUCAACAGAUUGGUGCUGCUUUCAAACCCUGAAUCAGUCUCCAUAGGGCAGGUUGUCAUAAAGCAAGGCUGCCUCUGAUCUCAUCACUCUUUGGUGCAUUUAUUCAUGCCCUUUGACUUUUCUAUCAUGUAAUGGCAUAGUACAAACCUCCCACCAGAAGUUGCCACUGUGCCCUUGAGCCUCCAGAACCAUGAAUAAAAUAAACUUCAUUUACCCAUUUCCUA
Molecule: messenger RNA, 2334 nt
Organism: Mastomys coucha (southern multimammate mouse)
Lineage: Eukaryota; Metazoa; Chordata; Mammalia; Rodentia; Muridae
Gene: Fmo4
Product: flavin containing dimethylaniline monoxygenase 4
Exons: 10
Coding region: 382-2064 (560 amino acids)
Molecular function (GO): flavin adenine dinucleotide binding; NADP binding; N,N-dimethylaniline monooxygenase activity
Source: RefSeq, a predicted model, not a curated record